UUAGCCAACAGUAGAAGCAGAACAGCUCUCUCUCUCUCUUCAUUCUUUCACUCUUUAUUUAAGACCAUUGAUUUGUCCCGGCUCUAUCCAGUCCUGUCCUUCCUGUCUGCUCUGCUCUGUUCUGUAUAGCAACCCAACGGCGUUACUUAGUAUUCAGGCUACAUUGGUCUUCUAUUGCCCUAUUUCCCCACGUCGCCCGACACAGCAUCUACCAAGAAUGAACACCUCCAUGGUGAAAUCCAAGUUCCUCUCCAACCCGGAGGACAUUGGAGUGGUGGCCGUCGGCUUUAGUGGAGGCCAGGGCAAAUCCGGCGUGGACGCCGCUCCCUCGGCCCUCAUUGAAUCCGGCCUCCUCGCCCAACUGCAGAAUGAGCUCAACUACAAGCUCCACGGCGACGACAGAGUCAAUGCCUACAACGACCUGGUGCCCAAAGAGGACCCGCCCUACCGCAACAUGAAGAACCCUGGCACCGUGAGCGCCGUGACGCAGCGACUCAGCGAGCAGGUGUAUUCGCACGCUAAAGAGGGCAGGAUGGUGCUGACGCUCGGCGGCGACCACUCGAUCGCCAUCGGCACCAUCGCGGGCACAGCCAAGGCCAUCAGGGAGAGGCUAGGGCGCGAGAUCGCCGUCAUCUGGGUCGAUGCACACGCCGACAUCAACACGCCCGAGACGAGCGACUCGGGCAACAUCCACGGCAUGCCCGUGGCCUUCGUGUCGGGCCUCGCCAAGGAGGAGAAGCCCGAGUACUUCGGCUGGCUCAAGUCGGAGCACAUGCUCAACGUCAGCAAGCUCGUCUACAUUGGCCUGCGGGAUGUGGACGCCGGCGAGAAGAAAAUUCUACGGGAGAACGGCAUCAGGGCAUUCAGCAUGUUUGACAUUGAUCGUCACGGUAUUGGACGUGUCGUCGAGAUGGCGCUCGCUCAUAUCGGCACCGAUACACCCAUUCACCUCUCGUUCGACGUCGAUGCACUCGACCCCAUGUGGGCGCCCAGCACCGGAACUCCAGUUCGAGGAGGCUUGACGCUGCGAGAGGGCGAUUUCAUCUGCGAGAGCGUCCACCUAACUGGAAACCUGGUGGCAGUGGACCUGGUCGAGGUCAACCCGAGUCUCGCAGCAGACCGCGAGGCCGAGGCGAACGAGACCAUCAGGGCCGGAUGUUCGCUCGUACGGUGUGCACUCGGAGAGUCGCUGCUGUAAAAAGCAGUCGUAAGGGGGUGGGUGAAGCUCGUCGACCCAUUUUCAUCGGUAGGUAGGGUUGGGGAAAGGGGGGGCAUUUCCAGGCAGGCUUUAUA
Xylaria bambusicola is the source of this 1293-nucleotide messenger RNA. Its product is annotated as arginase. Gene Ontology annotation, cellular component: nucleus; cytoplasm; cytosol. Gene Ontology annotation, molecular function: manganese ion binding; arginase activity. Bases 218 to 1198 code for a protein of 326 amino acids. The record is from RefSeq and is a predicted model, not a curated record. NCBI's taxonomy places the organism in Eukaryota, Fungi, Ascomycota, Sordariomycetes, Xylariales, Xylariaceae. The transcript is spliced from 3 exons.